Messenger RNA from Gryllus bimaculatus (two-spotted cricket), 3978 nucleotides. NCBI's taxonomy places the organism in Eukaryota, Metazoa, Arthropoda, Insecta, Orthoptera, Gryllidae. The record is from the annotation of a GenBank genome assembly.
UUCUGCUGUACCAUUUUUGCUACUAGAAAUUUUGAAUUUUUUCUUGGAUGCAUCUAUUGAUGACUUAACUACCAUAAUCAGGACUGUUAUGUAGUAAUCAAAAUUUUAUUGUAAGGUGAUUUGAUUCCCAGAUGUCAAAGGAUAGUUGCUAAGCCAUCAAAAACUACUAAUUAUUUCCAAACAAAGUUAAGGCAGUGGAUCAACUUUACAAUAGGACUCUUGCAUACAAAUACGAGAUAGAUGCUUAUUUUCUUAUUUAAUAGAUGCUUUGAAUUCUUUGUUGAAUUUGUGUCUCUUUUCUCAUUAGAAAAUGAAAGGGCAUGAUGAAUACUAAAUAUUUAAUAAUUUAGAAGUGAUUUUAGAAAUUAUUGUAAUUGGAUUAAAUAUUCUAAUCAUAGUAGAUAUAUUUCAAGAAUUUUUGUUCUUAAAAUGAUGCCCUUUUUUUGUAAAUUGGAAAAUCAGCUUUGUCUGUCCAUAAUUUUCUCUUACUGCUUACUUUCUCUUACUUGCUCUAAAGGUGGUGCAGCCUAAUGGAAAAGUGGCCUAGUAAUAAAGUAAGUUAGUUUUCCCUUCUAAUUCUGUAUUUCAUCAUGCAAGUGAUGUAUGGUAAAGAAACAUCAAGACAACAUUGAGGAUCUCUGUAAUAAUACUUAUAUUAACUUACCUUUUCCUUCUUAUUUUAGUGUGUUUUGGUAUGUGAGAGAAAUAAAAUCUCCUUCAAUAUAUUACAUACUUUAUUUGGAAGUAAUGGUUUUUAUGCAAAUUAAGGUUUCUUUAUCUUUAAAUUAUUUCAACAAACUUAUUGAUUUCUUUUAGUAUUUAAAAUAUUAAAUUUAAUCAUGAGGCAAACAAGCCUUUAUUAAUUCUUAUUUUUUAUUAAGAUGAGUAACUUGAAUUUCUUUGCUAAUUUAUUGUGCUGAAAAAUAAAGUUAAUAUAUGAUCUAAAAUGUUCACAGUUACUGGAAAUAUUCAGGGCUUUCAAGCAUUUAUGAAAUACUAUUAUAAAAAAAACUCGGGAAAUAAUUUGUAGUAAUUGGUUUCUGGUGUAUGUAAUUUCUUCCGAAAAUACACAUUUCAAGUAACAGCAUAACCGUCAGCAAACAUGAAAAUAUUGCUUGAAAAAGAAUGAGAAGUAUUUAUUAAAGAAAACAAUAACAUUAAUUUAUUUUAAUUUCCUUGUGUUCUAAUUUAUUAGUUUAAUUUAUUCUAAAAAGUAUAUUUGAGUUUAGGAAUUGUAGUAUUUAAUAAUUAUUGAGUACUUCAUCAAAUACUAUUGGAAUGAUAUAUGCAUUAGAAAUGCCAAAAUAAUGUUUCAGAAUACUGUAUCAUCUUUACAGUGUUUGUGCUGUGCAAAAUAUUUAUGUCAAAACUCUAAGGAAUAAACACUUUUUUUCAAUAUGAAAUUUUCAUUAAGUGGAGUGUAUCAAUGUAUGCUUAAGAGUAUGCCAAAUGUGUGUAUUAUAGGGAAAUUUUAGUUAUAAAUAAGUUUGUUAGAGAAAGUCUUCACUGUAUGAUGAAAAAUCUAUUUUAUCAAUAAUUUGAAAGUCAAUAUUCAAAUUUAAUGUAUUUUUAUUGUCUCAAGUCAUAGCUGAGAUGAAAUAGGAUAAAAAAGUUUAAAUUAUUUAUUGAUUGGCAAGAGCACACUUGCAGAAGAAAUUCUCCACCCUCUCUGUAAUAAGAAUUUCUUUUUAAAUUUCCUGCCAAGUUGUUAUGCAUCAUUGAAAAUGCAUAAUGAUGGUUAGAGGUGUUUGGAAUUAAUGUUUCACAAAUAAUAACUUAAUAACUCUUGAAUGUAACAUCUAAUCAAUUCUGAAAAUAAUGUAUGUGUAAUAUGUGAGACAAAAUAUAAGGUACAUUGAUGGAUGCCAAUAAUUUGUGAACAAGGUGAAAAUAUUUAUUAUUAGAAUAUGUUAAGUGUUGUUCUCCUGAAAAUAAAUUUCUGUGAACUUGUAUGAGGCAGAAUGAUUUGGUGUACUGUGGGCAUGAAAACAAAUUCCUAAGACUCUAUAUGAACUUGAACUGAAUCACUUCAGUUGUAUCCUAGUUUUUUUUUAACUCUAUGUACUGUGUAAUUUAAAUUUAUGUACUGGUGCAAAAGUUGUUUAGGCUUACUCUCUUCUUCUAUUGAAAUUUUUGGAUCAUUGCCAAGUCCCCUUAUCACAUUUAUUUGAGAUUAGUGAGUCAUUGGUAUAAGUCACCAUCAUUGAAUAUUUCCUCUGAAGUUGGAAGAUGAAAUUAGGCAAUCUUUCCAAGUAUUUAACAAAUAGUAGGGGUUAUUGCAAUAAUGUGCACAUGAAAAAAAAGUAUGGUGCAAUUGUUAUAGGGGGAGGAUACUUGCAACGUGCUGGUGUAGAUGUGUGUGUCUUUGAGAGAAGAUCAAUAGUGGGAGGGGCUGCAGUAACAGAAGAAAUAAUACCUGGCUUUAAAUUCUCCAGGGCUUCAUAUGUUUUAAGUUUACUUAGACCACAGAUCAUCAAUGACUUGGACUUAAAGGCAAGGAGAUAUGGUUUAAAGGUGUAUAAACGAGAUCCUAGUUCUUACACUCCUCUGAGAUCAUCUGAAUGGAAAAAUGGAAAACCAAGAUCUCUUACAUUAGGAAGAGAUAUGGCAUUGAAUGUUCAACAGAUUGGACAGUUUUCAGAAAAGGAUGUGCAGGCAUUUAAAGAAUAUGAACAAUUAAUGGAGAGACUUGUUAAAGCUUUGGAUGUAUUGAUUGAUUUACCACCAUCAGAUGUAGUAGAAAUCUUAGCAAUGCCCACAAUAUGGGGGAAAGUAAGAAGAAUUGCUAGUAACCCACGAAUGAGACCAGCUGUCUACGAUUUCAUGAAGUUGGGAACUGAUAUGUUGGCAUUAUAUGAAUUUCUCACUACACCUAGUAGCCAAAUUCUCAAACGAUGGUUCAAUUCUGAACCAUUAAUUGCAACAUUGGCAACUGAUUCUGUAAUUGGAUUUAUGGCAACUCCAGACAUGCCAGGAACUGGAUAUGUACUACUGCAUCACCUAAUGGGUGAAUUGGAUGGUGUUCGUGGUGCUUGGGGUUAUCCUGAAGGAGGUAUGGGUGCAGUUACAAAAGCUUUGGCAGAUUCAGCCAUGGCUGUGGGAGCAGAUAUUUUCACCAGUAAAAAAGUGCAACAAAUCAAAGUAGAUAGCAGAGGAUUUGCUUCUGGUGUUAUUUUAGAAGAUGGUAUUGAAAUUAAUGCAGAUAUUGUGUUAUCUAAUGCAACCCCAAAGGUGACCUUUUUGGAUCUUAUCUCUCCUGAAGCAUUACCUGAAGAUUUUCUGUGUGAUGUUCGCAGUAUUGACUAUACAUCACCUGUUACGAAGAUAAAUGUGGCUGUGAAUAAGUUACCCAAUUUCAUUGCUGACCCAUGCACUGAGCCAGGUCAUCCAUUGCCCUUACACCAGUGCACAAUUCAUCUGAACUGUGAAAAUUCAAAUGCUAUUUUUGAAACUUAUCAGUAUGCUCUAGAAGGGAAACUCUGUCAGAGGCCCUUAAUUGAAAUGGUGAUUCCAUCAAGUGUAGACCCAACACUGGCACCUCCAGGUUGUCAUGUGUGUUUGCUAUUUACGCAAUAUACACCAUAUACUUUGUCCAAUGGCAAAACCUGGGAUGAAGAAACAAAGGAAGAAUAUGCUAACAUUGUGUUUGAUAGUAUAGAAGAAUAUGCUCCAGGUUUCAAAGCAUCUGUUGUUGGUAAAGAAGUUCUUACUCCACCUGAUUUAGAGAGUAUAUUUGGAUUAACAGGAGGUAAUAUUUUCCACGGAGCAAUGCCUCUUCAUCAGCUCUUUUUGUCACGGCCAACGCCAGCAAGAAUAAAUGAGGGAGGAAAUGAAUUCAAGAACAGAUCGAAUGUUUGUGGAUCUCCAUAUACCCCUAUACCCCAUCUUCUCCUCUGUGGAAGUGGAGCACAUCCUGGGGGAGGCGUAAUGGGUGCCCCAGGGCAGAUAGCAGCAUCAGCUGUAAUUGGAAAAUUAUAA